GUCCAAUAUAAUGUAAAUAAGGAAUUCUUGGUUGAGCAGAUUUAUGUGAAGAUACCAUCACAUUCUUGGUUGGACAUCAAAUAAUUAAUGGGAUCAUAUAUGAUCUGCAAAGCCAACAAAAAACUAAGCCAAGAAAUUCAAGUAUUGUUUGUAGUCCAUGAUGUAUGCAUACUGUUUUCCUAAUGGUGGACAUGGAUCUAUCAAUCUCAGAUUAGUCAAUUCAACACACCCAUUAUAAAAUUAUAAAAGAUAGAAUAAAAUCUUAUAAAAUAUGUGAAAAAGAAGAAAAAUGAGGGAAAUUUCUUCAAACCUUAUUGUGUGUGAAUGUGUGGUGGAUACUAAUCUAGUAAUCUUAUUUGACUUCCUCAAACAACUGUCUUCAAUUUUCUAAUUAUUACACACAUUAUUAGUUUUAUUAUUAAUUCAUCAUUAUCAUUAUUAUUUUCCCUUUGUAAGCCUAUAGAAAAGUGCCAUUUGGACACUUACGCACGAUCUUACCUCAACUUCUCAAAUCUGAAAAAAAAAAAAAAAGUAAUACAAUUAAGUUUAGAUCAAAUAACAAAUUGGUCUUAGUCAAAACCCUUUUUGUUGCCGAGUCCAUUGCAAAACUCUCUGUCUCUGACUUGUACUUAUCACACCCUUCUCUCUCUAAUGUUUCUCCAUUCUCUCUUCUUUUGUUAGAAAAAAACAAAAACAAAAACAAACCAACUACAUGACUCUUCUUUGAUACUCAUCCAACCACUGUCUUUGUCCACAAAACCAUACUCAAAAUCAUUUGACACCAUAUCUCUCUUCUUUAAUUUCAUCUCUUCUAUGAUCUUCUUUUACACAUAGAUUAUUAUUGAUUCAUCAAAAUUCAAUAAAAGGGUCUAAGCCUAUUUAUAUGAUCAACAUGGAAACCGCAUGGAAUAAUGAUAAUGAUGAUGGCAUUGACAUGAUGGAUAAGUCUAGUCAUCAUCAUCAUUAUCAUCAUCAUCAUGAUCAUGAUCAUCCACAUUCUUCCUUCACUGACCUACAUCAUCAUCAUCACCAUCAUCAGGUCAUUGAUGAGAUGGAUUUCUUCGCUGAGAACAAGAACAAAAAUGAUAACAACAACAUCCAUGAUAAUAUCCAAGAUGAUCAUGAUAAUAAUGAUCAUGAUCAUGAUGAAAUGGUGCACAGUUCUAUGGAGCUUCAUGUAGAUACUAGCUUAGAUCUUCGUAUGAAGAACACAGAUGGCAAUAGCUCAUCAAUGGAACCAUCAGAAACUAUGGAUGACAAGAAGAGUAAUGAUUUGGGAUUGCUAGCAGAAUUGCAACACGUGAAUGCUGAAAAUCAAAGAUUGAGAGAGCUUAUUGAAGAACUUAACAAUAACUAUAACACCUUACACAUGCAACUUAUCAACCUCAUGCAGCAAAGGGAUCAAAAUCAUGCGAUGAAGCAAGACAUAGAGGAGAAAAGUAAGAAGGAAGAUAUGGUGGGAAGAACAUUCCUAGACAUGGGUGUUGCUGGUUUUGGUGAAAAGGAUAAUGAUCCUUCUCAACAAUCUUCAGAUAUCAAACUUGGAGCAGGAGGAGAAAGCAAAAGCAUGGUUGAUAAUAAUAAUAAUAAUAUUGUUUUGGAGAAAGACAAUAAUAAUAAUAAAGUUGAUGGUGGAAACAGAGAGAGAAACACAACAAUGGUUACUGAUGAAGGAUUAUCAGGUUGGCUCUCUAACAAGGUUUCAACGAGGUUGAAUUCUUUCAGGGAUGUUGAUCAAGCUUCUGAAACCAUGUCUAUGAUCAAGAAAGCACGUGUAUCAGUGAGAGCAAGAUCAGAAUCUUCCAUGAUUGCAGACGGAUGCCAAUGGCGAAAGUAUGGACAGAAAAUGGCAAAAGGAAAUCCAUGUCCGCGAGCUUAUUAUCGUUGCACCAUGAGUACUGGUUGUCCUGUUCGCAAACAAGUACAAAGGUGUGCUGAAGAUAGAAGUGUGUUGAUAACAACAUAUGAAGGCCAACACAACCAUCCACUCCCUCCAACUGCCAAGGCAAUGGCCUCAACCACCUCUGCCGCCGCCUCCAUGCUCCUCUCCGGUUCGAUGCCAAGCGCCGACGGCCUAAUCAACCCCACCAUACUCGAAAGCGCCACCCUUCCUUGCUCUCAAAACAUGGCUACACUCUCAGCUUCAGCUCCAUUUCCAACCAUAACUUUGGACCUAACACAAACCGCCACAAAUAAUAAUAACAAUAAUAACAACAACAACUUUAACCCAAAUUCUUUAAGGGAUUUGCCUAAUAAUCAAAGCCAACAACUUAGUCUCUUAACACCCCUUUUGGCUCAGAAAUUUAUGUCAGCUCCAAACAUGUUUGGACAUGUUCUUAAUGGUGAUCAAAGCAAGAUUAUUUCAGGAUUACAAGGAUCAAUUGACACAACAACAACAGGUUCAUCUUUUGCUGAUACAAUAAAUGCUGCAACUGCUGCUAUCACUGCUGAUCCUAAUUUCACUUCAGCUCUUGUUGCUGCCAUAUCUUCCAUCAUUGGAAAUUCAACACAUCAUCAUCAAAGCAGUAACAAUAAUGAUGCAUGAGAUGACAUUGAGAAGAUCAUCAUCAUCACAAAGUUAAUUCAAUUUUGUUAGUGUUUCAUUUAAUUAAUUUAAUGUUAUUAUUAUAGCUAGCUAGCUAGGCUCAUCACAUCAUCAAAUUCUAGAUA
Messenger RNA from Arachis ipaensis, 2670 nucleotides. RefSeq names its product putative WRKY transcription factor 31. Gene Ontology annotation, molecular function: sequence-specific DNA binding; DNA-binding transcription factor activity. Gene Ontology annotation, biological process: regulation of DNA-templated transcription. NCBI's taxonomy places the organism in Eukaryota, Viridiplantae, Streptophyta, Magnoliopsida, Fabales, Fabaceae. The record is from RefSeq and is a predicted model, not a curated record.